UGCGAAGUGUCAUUUCAUAACCUCACAUUUUGCUAGGAGUCCAUUGUUUAGCUUUUUCCCCCCUAUUUGGUGUGAAUUUCCACAAAAAAUGGGUAAUUUGCAGGUGUUUGCAGCAUGGAGGAGUGGACAGUGUGUCGCCUCUGCUUGGAGUCCUCAGAACACGCCCUCAAGUCCUUCCCGGACGAGAUGUUCGAGUCGAUCCCCUUCUACAACAUCUACUUCGAGAUCGUGGGCAUCACACUAGUGGACUAUGACACAUUCCCCAACAAAAUAUGCCUGGCGUGCGAGGAUGAGCUGAUCCGGGCGUACAAGUUUCGGCAGAAGUGUCUGGAGACGGAGGAGAAGCUGAGGGAGCUGCCGGAGAGGGGCUUGCGUGAUGAGAAGAUAGAGUUUGUGACGCCUGUUGAGCAGGCGUCGGGCUCUAUUGAGUAUCUGGAGGAUGCCAGGGGUCCGGAGAGUUCGUUCAUGAGCAAAUUCAUACAUGUGAAGCGGGAACGGGGAUCUGACGCCUUCCCUGCCGCCCAGAACAGCGCUCAGGCGGCGCGGAAAGACGAUGCCGGCGAGAAGAUCAGGUGCAAGCAGUGCAGGAUCAUCUUCGUGGGCCUCGUGGCGUUUUACGAGCACAAGUGCUACGACAUCGCCAAGGUUGAGACGCCGGCUGUUGGGCGGGCGGCGGAGGGCGAGGAGGCGCCCAAAGCGGAACAGCGACGCCUGUUCAAGUGCAAUGAGUGCGGGCAGACGUUCAAGAUGCGCUCCAGCAUCCUGAGUCACAUCGAGAAGCACAACAAGUCGAAGAAGUAUCAGUGCCAGUACUGCAAGAGGCGCUUCUAUAAGGCGUCCAUCCGGAAGGCGCACAUCUACCGGUUCCACCUGAAGCGCACGCUCGAGUUCAAGUGCCCGCAGUGCCCCAAUGAGUACAGCAAGAGCAGCCAGCUGAAGGCGCACAUCAAGGAGGCGCACAAGGAGGACACGACGUUCCAGUGUGAUCGGUGCGGAAAGAACUUCAAGAGCUGCUCCAUCCUCACCAGCCACAUGAAGAUCCACUCGGACAAGGUGUCGUGCGCGCAGUGCGGCAAGGAGCUGAAGAACCUGCGCACCCUCGAGCGCCACAUGGAGAUCCACUCUGGGCAGAAGAACUACAUUUGUCCGGUGUGUCAGCGCAGCUUCACGUGCAAUUUUUCUGUGAAGAAUCACGUGAGGAAGAUCCACCCGGACGAUGUGCACCUCCUGCCGCCGGACGGCACGGUGGUGAAUAGGCGAUACCUCGACCGCAUGGCGGCCAGUCACCGGAAGAGGGAGAUGAAGCCAGAGGAGGAGCCGCAGCAGAGCGAUCCGUGCACCAGCGAGGCCAUCAAUUCCAUCAUGCACAAUUAAGUGCGGCGCGGGCUUUUGUCUGAGCCACGCGAGUGGAAUCUCAUCCGGACGCCGCAAUGUCCCCCAGUUUUAGGUGGUUUUAUUUUAAAAAUAUAAUUUAAGCGAAAGAGAGAGAGAUCCCACAGAAAAGACUAAAGUAAUUGACGAUUUUUGUGGCAUUUUAGACUUUAGUUAAAAUAAACACUAAGACGCAUUUCUAGAGAUGAAA
Molecule: messenger RNA, 1582 nt
Organism: Phlebotomus argentipes
Lineage: Eukaryota; Metazoa; Arthropoda; Insecta; Diptera; Psychodidae
Product: zinc finger protein 225-like
Exons: 2
Coding region: 115-1374 (419 amino acids)
Biological process (GO): regulation of transcription by RNA polymerase II
Cellular component (GO): nucleus
Molecular function (GO): RNA polymerase II transcription regulatory region sequence-specific DNA binding; DNA-binding transcription factor activity, RNA polymerase II-specific; zinc ion binding
Source: RefSeq, a predicted model, not a curated record